AUGCACUCAAGUGGUGUGGGCCACACAAUGCUAGAUCAAGAAUUACAAGUCAGAUUCCACUCUAUUAAAAAUGUUACUUCUUCCAUCCUCGGUUUCUGUGCCUUUCAAAGAGCCUCCAGCAGGACUACGUUGGGCCAGCGCAUCCAGAGGUUCACAACCUCUGUGGUCUGCAGAUGCCACUAUGAGGAGGACCCUGAGAAGAAUUUGCCAUUUUCAGUGGAAAACAAGUGGCGGUUACUAGCUAUGACGUGUUUGUACUUUGGAUCUGGAUUUGCUGCACCCUUCUUCAUAGUAAGACACCAACUGCUUAAAAAAUAA
This is a messenger RNA of Callithrix jacchus (white-tufted-ear marmoset), 318 nucleotides long. RefSeq names its product cytochrome c oxidase subunit 7C, mitochondrial. Lineage: Eukaryota; Metazoa; Chordata; Mammalia; Primates; Cebidae. Gene Ontology annotation, biological process: mitochondrial electron transport, cytochrome c to oxygen. The record is from RefSeq and is a predicted model, not a curated record. Gene Ontology annotation, cellular component: respiratory chain complex IV.